UUUCAUUCUUUCUUUUAUGUCUCAACAAAGUAAUUUAUCGUUCUAUAACGAUUUUGUACUUGUGAGCGAAUUUUCAGAACUAGAAGGUCCUUUACCCUUAGCCAUCAUUAGUCAAGACGAGUGUAUUGAUCUAAAACAAGAUGCAUCCAAAUUAAAGACGCUUGGACUGCAGAAUUUUGAUUUAAACGCAUUUGCUCUUCGGGUUGUCUCGGUUGAUAGAGGCCCAGGAGAAGAAAAAUCCGAGACGUUUUCAAUUCCUGAUGAUACCCAAGUAUACUUUACAGAUACAGAGCAUCAAUAUUCCGCAUUUACACAUCAUUUAACGUUAUUUGACAUUCAUGCAAGAGGAUACGUACACCCAGUCGCCCUUUCAUACAUAACAAGAGAUUCAAGCAAAAUGAUGCUCAAAUUUGAAGAUCUCAUGGGCCGGUUCAGUCGAGCCUCGAGUCACCUGAAACGAGGCAACUAUGCCAACUUUAUGCUUGACCUAAAAUGUCGAUUACUUGACUUAGAAUACACCAAACUAGCCACAAAGCGCCUGUCAAAGGAAGCAAUUGACCAGGCAGCAACAGUAAUCAAAUACAUUAUCGAUACUCUCGAAGGAUCCUACAACGCGAUCGAACCACCUGGUGAUUACAAACCCGUCUGCAUUGAUACCCUUUACCCUGUUCCCAACUUUGAACGCAAGCUUCGAUCUUUAGCUCAACUUUGUCGGCAAUCCAACAAGGUUAUUCCGCUGGUAUACUCCAUGAUGGAACCUUCCUUUUCUUCACCGCCGCAGGAAAGGCUGACGUUUUCGAGUUCAGUCAUGCAUGACAUGUAUGAUGAGGCAAUACGGUAUAUUCAGGAAACAACUCGGUAUAUAGGUCAGAGUUCUAUUGUUCUUGACUUGGAAGAAGAAGAAUCGUUUGUUGAACCUGUGUCAUCGGUGUUAACCAUUGGAAGAACGUUCAUGUUGAAUCUCGAGAACCCACAGCCAAGGGAGCAAGAAUCCUACAAGGUAUAAGUAUAUGCACAUGAGGUUUCAGCUAUAGUCAUUCAUACUAUUGUUCAUUAGGAACCCAUAGCAUCUAGCUCU
Rhizopus microsporus ATCC 52813 is the source of this 1078-nucleotide messenger RNA. RefSeq lists its product as uncharacterized. The coding region runs from base 17 to 1006 and encodes 329 amino acids. The transcript has 5 exons. Lineage: Eukaryota; Fungi; Mucoromycota; Mucoromycetes; Mucorales; Rhizopodaceae. Gene Ontology annotation, cellular component: guanyl-nucleotide exchange factor complex. The record is from RefSeq and is a predicted model, not a curated record.